Molecule: messenger RNA, 381 nt
Organism: Durusdinium trenchii
Lineage: Eukaryota; Dinophyceae; Suessiales; Symbiodiniaceae
Source: the annotation of a GenBank genome assembly
AUGCCGCUGGUGGAGGUGUUUGCCCGGGAGGAGGAUAUGCCCAAGAUCAAGGCGGCUGAGUUGUGCCACUUCCUUCAGGAUCACUUUGCAGUGGAGCCCGGCGUGGGGAGCCAUGAGGGCACUGAAUGUACCACAGAAACGACGAACACGACGAGUGGCGAGACAGAAGGUUCUGCCAUCCGAAUACGGCAUGUGUACUUGAGCAUCCGCGCCAAGGGCACUCCGCCUCGCCGAGAGAAGGUUGCGGACCUGCUGGCAGGGAUUGGAAGGUACUUGGACUCGAAGGGCCUGGGCCGUGGGAAGAUUCGCAUCGAACUCUUUGAGCCAUCGCAGCAAGCGGCCGGGGAACCCUGGGGGAAGCGGCCGAAGCGAGAGUCUUGA